AAUACAACACAUUACAUCAAAAAGAACUCGCCCUUCUUCAGUAAAAAAAAAAAACCUACAAACCAACACCGCCGUUUUCUUUUACAGAAAAACCAACAACAACAACUUUACAACCUUCUUCCUUUUUUUUUUUUUUUUCCCCUCAAAAAAAAAAAAAAAAGAGAUCAAAGAAAACCUUUUGAGAUUGCGUACCUUUUUUUUUUUAACAACAGAUAAAAAAGAAAUGAUUCCAACCCGGCAGUUAUAUACCUCACCAGACGCACUCAACGCCCAAAGCGCUGGUUCUCAAAGUAUGGAUCAACUUGCAGAAUUCGCAUCGUCCAUGGUUUAUGUAAUGUGGCACGGCCGUAAAAUCACGAACAUGACUAGUUCGGGAGGCUAUAGGAACUCCUUGUGGCAAGGUGGUAGUCCUACCUCUUCGUUUCAGCGCUUUUGCUCACAUGUUUUUAAAGCCACGGCCAUUCAUGAGUCGGCAGUUUAUCUUUGUUUGAAAUACGUGGCCUUACUUUUACAACUGAAUCCAACCAUGGAAGGAUCAGAAGGAUCUGAGUACCGUUUAUUCGUUGUUGCAUUGAUACUGGCCUGUAAAUUCUUGGAUGAUAAUACGUUUGCUAAUUCGACAUGGUCAGAAGUAAGUGGUAUGAAGUUACGCGACCUGAAUUUGAUGGAAGCCGAGUUCAUGGAAGCUAUCCAUUAUCGUUUGUUUAUUCGAAGUCAAGAUUUCAAUCAAUGGAAAACGUUGGCGGAUGUAUGUCGUGACCGAUUGUCUUGUUAUUAUCUACACACGAGACCAUUGGAACAGGAACAAUUCGUGCUUAGUAUCUUGUACACCAUUGGUUUGCGACCUAUGCAACCAUCUGUAUCCGUAGCACCAAGAGUUGUAGCACCACCACCAGUAGCAGUAAUACCAAUUGCAUUACCUACAACAACAGCAGCAGGAGCAGCAACAGGAUCUUUGUACACUAGCUAUGAUAUUUAUUGUGAUGAGAUCGAAGCUGCUAGAAUUAAGCAGUAUCAAAAUUCUUAUAAUCGAUAUCAACACUUUAUGCAAUCUGUGUCAAAUCAUGUGAACCACGACCACCCAGUACAACAUCAACCGACAGUACAGCCUUUACAACCACCGAUUGGAGCUCCUGCAGGAUAUCCCAUUACGAAUCUUUCAGAAUCAACAUGGGAUCCUUUGUUCUAUAGUAUUUACGGUUCGAUGUACAACACCUAUCAACAACAACCAAUCUCUUGGAGCAAUUUUUAAAAAAAAAAGAAAAAUGUGAUGC
Messenger RNA from Mucor mucedo, 1274 nucleotides. RefSeq lists its product as uncharacterized. The transcript is spliced from 3 exons. Bases 224 to 1252 code for a protein of 342 amino acids. Gene Ontology annotation, biological process: regulation of cyclin-dependent protein serine/threonine kinase activity. Gene Ontology annotation, molecular function: cyclin-dependent protein serine/threonine kinase regulator activity; protein kinase binding. Gene Ontology annotation, cellular component: cyclin-dependent protein kinase holoenzyme complex; nucleus. The record is from RefSeq and is a predicted model, not a curated record. NCBI's taxonomy places the organism in Eukaryota, Fungi, Mucoromycota, Mucoromycetes, Mucorales, Mucoraceae.